AUGGUAUUUUUGGUGUCGUUGGAUGCUACAACAUUAGCAGUUGCAAUUCCGGUCAUCACCAGAGAUCUUUCAGGAAGCACUUUGACCGCUUUCUGGGCCAAUAUCUCCUUCACAGUGGCAGUCGUAGUCAUUCAGCCGAUUUAUACAAGCGUGUCCGAUAUAAUUGGCCGCAAAAAGCCGCUUUACGCGGCUUUCGCGCUAUUUGGUAUUGGAUCUAUCGUGUUUUCUGUCGCACACAGUAUGGCAGUCCUGAUUGUGGGACGCGUCAUCCAAGGACUAGGAGGUGGUGGACUUGAUGUACUGAGUGAGGUCAUUGUCGCCGAUAUCACGACUCUCCAAGAGAGGGCAAUCUAUAUCGGACUGCUUUCUCUUCCAAUGGCUGCGGGAUGUAUCGCGGGUCCCAUCCUCGGUGCAGUUUUCAGCGAGUAUGUAACGUGGCGGUGGAUUGGCUGGAUUAACCUACCGAUAAUUGGUGUUGCUCUCUUCCUUGCUGUCUUUUUCAUGCGUCUGAAACCCAUUGAACAGUCCUUUCGCAGUAAAUUUGCUCGAAUUGAUUGGCUUGGUAUGCUUGUCUUCGCCGCCGGCUGUAUUCUCUUCGCCUUACCACUCAGCUGGGCGGGGAAUAUAUACCCUUGGAGCUCUUGGAGAACCAUAGUCCCACUGGUGAUUGGGGUUUUGAUAUUGGUCGCGUUCGCAUUUUAUGAGAGAUAUCCGAGUGAUCCUGUGUUUCCCUACCGUAUCUUCCGCUCUCGAACGGCCUCAAUGACGCUACUCGGAAGCUUCAUUCAUGGAUUCGUCCUUUACACUCUUUUGCAAUACCUGCCUCUGUUUUUCCAGGCAGUAUACUUGGAGUCGCCACUUGAAUCAUCUGUCUCGAUUCUCCCAUUCUGCUGCGUUGUCUUUGUCUUCACGGGCAUCGCCGCGUUCGCCGUUGAUUUCUUUCGAAAAUAUCGAUGGGAAAUUUGGACAGGAUGGGCAUUCCUUGCUGUUGGCUGUGGCAUUUUCUCACUGUGGGAUAGGUCAUCAUCUCUUGCUAUCACAGCUAGUUUCCAGGUGAUCGCAGGAAUUGGCAUCGGUACCAUUUUCAGUGUGCCCCCGAUUCCAAUGCAAGCUAGUGCUCUUCCCGAGGACCAGGGUCUUGCAAUGGGAAUCAUGGUCGUAUUUCGGCUAUUUGGUGCCCUGAUAGGCCUUGCAGUCGGUGCCACCACAUUCAGUAGCGUCUUUGCUAACAGAAUCGACGGCAUCACAUUGCCCGCUUCUGUGGCGUUGUUGAAAGAUCCCAGUCAGGCAGUGAGUUUUAUCCCAUAUGUACGAACGGUUGAUAUUUCGCCUGAGUUGCGAAAUCUCAUUCGAGAUGCAUAUAAAGAUGCCAUGCAAGCUAUUUGGUAUGAGCUUGCCGCGUUUGGUGCAGUGGGUUUUUUGAGCUCGUUAUUUGUGAAGGAGUUGACCAUGGAGACGGAAGAGCUGGGACGGCAACAGUUUGAAGUGUGA
This is a messenger RNA of Penicillium malachiteum, 1491 nucleotides long. RefSeq names its product MFS general substrate transporter. NCBI's taxonomy places the organism in Eukaryota, Fungi, Ascomycota, Eurotiomycetes, Eurotiales, Aspergillaceae. The transcript has 2 exons. Gene Ontology annotation, biological process: transmembrane transport. Gene Ontology annotation, molecular function: transmembrane transporter activity. The record is from RefSeq and is a predicted model, not a curated record. Bases 1 to 1491 code for a protein of 496 amino acids.